This is a messenger RNA of Cladophialophora carrionii CBS 160.54, 450 nucleotides long. RefSeq lists its product as uncharacterized. The record is from RefSeq and is a predicted model, not a curated record. The coding region runs from base 1 to 450 and encodes 149 amino acids. NCBI's taxonomy places the organism in Eukaryota, Fungi, Ascomycota, Eurotiomycetes, Chaetothyriales, Herpotrichiellaceae. The transcript is spliced from 2 exons.
AUGACGCGCGUCAUCGUCUCCGGGGCUCUUGCAUCGAUAUUCAUGGGGAUGAGUGGUGCGUCUUUGGGGGCCUUGAUCUUUGAUACUGCCACGAUCCCAUUCAUCGUAUCGGCCAGUGCGGGAUUCACUCUCGGUGUCUGGGGCUUCUACGGUGACGCCGUGCGCAAGUCUCUCCGAGCGGUAGACCGGUUCCCACGGCUGCUGCAAUUGCAUUUGGAUGCAAAUUUUCCACAUCGUGGAUUUGAUACUUGGGAGGCUGGUAGAUUCAGGUCUGCCACCUUUGGCAGGAGCUGGGUCUUGCAGAGUAUGUUGAUUGCAAGCUGGAUGACGGCAAACCGAGCAAUCGAGGGUCCUCUGGAAAAGCGGAUCUACGAGGCCGAGGAAGAACGCAUUCUCCUCCCCUUCACGGCGGGCGCAGAAACUCUGGAGAGUCCAGAGGGAAAGCCUUGA